AUGCGCGAUUUAACCCGAAUCCUGCUCCUCUGCAUCUUCUCCCACCUCGCUGCGGCCAGAGCCCAUAAUACCCCUCUGCCCCACCCAGAAUCUCAGAAGGAGGAACCCAGAGGGUACAAGCUCAGCCAGGUGGGGAGACACUGGAAGAAGGGGAGACCAACAUCAGCUCUGGACACAGACCGGGAAGAUGCCACAGAGUGGACCUCCUGGUUCAAUGUGGAUCACCCAGGGGGCGAGGGCGACUUCGAGAGCCUGGAGGCCAUCCGCUUCUAUUACCGCGAGCGUGUGUGCCCACGGCCCCUGGCGCUGGAGGCCCGAACUACUGAAUGGGAGCUCCCCUGGGACGUGGGUGAGCGGGUCCACUCCAGCCCCAGCAAGGGCUUCUGGUGUCUCAACCAGGAGCAGGCCGAGGGCAAGACUUGCUCCAACUACCACAUCCGCUUCAAGUGCCCACUGGAAGCCACCUGGAGUGAGUGGGGGGCCUGGGGCCCCUGUUCGAAGAGCUGCGGGGGAGGCCGUCGCCUUCGCCGCCGGACCUGCAGUAUAUCUAACAAGAAGUCGGCUUGUGUCGGACACCCCACGGAGGCGCAGAAGUGCAUCCAGAGACCCUGCUCAGGGUGCCAGCUGAGAUGUGCCACAGGGGUGCCCAGCGAAGACUGCAGCACUUGUGUCUGUGAGGGACACACCAUCCUGGGGACCAUCCUCACUCCAGCAGGUGUGGCUCUGCCUGAAGCCCGGGUGACCCUGAAGGGGCGUCCCCGGGCUGUCCUGGCCACGAGCGACCACCGGGGAAGUUUCCGUGUGUCGGGGGUCUGUUCCGACAGCCGGGCCAACAUCAGUGUGCAGCUGGAGGGCUUUUCUCCGGGCACUGCCCAGAUCGUCUCCAAUGGCUCCACUGUGGCUUCUGUGAAGGUCAUCCUCCGGAGAGUAGAGAGGCCCUAUCUCGUGAAGCACCCCGAGUCCAAGGUGCGAGAGGCCGGUCAGCAUGUGACUCUCUGCUGCAAAGCCCUGGGCACCCCCGUUCCCAAAAAAUAUUAUUGGUACCACAACGGGAGCCUCCUGGACAGGGCUGCCCACAAGUAUGACAGCAGCCUGAUCCUGAGGGACCUGGAGCCUCAACAGGCUGGCACGUACCACUGCAAGGCCAGCAGUGAUGCUGGGGCCAUCCGGUCCUCAGACGCUUUCCUGACUGUUGUAGGCAAAGGACAACCUGCCUGUGACCCCCGGCCCCAAGAGCACCUCAUCAAGUUGCCCAAGGACUGUCCGCAAGCUGCCACGGGCUCCCACUACUACAACGUGGGCCGCUGCCCGGACAGCAAGUGUCCCGGAAAGCAAGAGUCCAGCCCACAGUGCCGGGAUAGCUCUGACCGCUGCUGCGCAGUGCGCCGCAUGGAGCUGCGGGAGAUCCAGUGCCCCGGCUAUGUCUUGCCCAUCAAGGCAGUGGUCGAGUGUGGUUGUGAGAAGUGCCCAGUGCCCAAAAUCCUCGUCCGUGGGCGGGUGACGGCGGCGGACACAGGGGAGCCCCUGCGUUUCGCCCAGGUCUUCCUGGGGAAAGAGAAGAUCGGCUUCACUGGCUACCAGGGGACCUUCACCAUCGAGGUGCCCCCAGACACAGAGCGGCUGGUGGUCCAGUUCAUCGAUCCGCUGCAGAGGUUUGUGGACACGGUCAAGGUCUUCCCCUUCGACCAGCGGGGGGGCGCUGUAUACCAGGAGGUCAAGGUCAUGAGGAAGAAGGCGCCCGUGACCCUAGAUGCCACCCAGCUUAACAGGAUCCCACUUGGGGAGGUGGAGGGGGCCGAGCUCAUGGGCGAGGUGGUGAUCCCUCCCCUCUCCUUCCGCCGGGCUAACGGGGAGGUGUACCGGGGACCGGUGCGGGCCAGCCUCACCUUCCUGGACCCCCGCGACCUCCUCACGGCCGCUGCCGCCUCCAGCGACCUGAGCUUUGUCGAUGCCGACGGAGAGGCCGCGCCACUCAGGACCUACGGCAUGUUCUCGGUGGACCUGCGGGCCGAGGGCUCCAACGAGGUCCUGCAGACCGGCCGGGUGGAGGUCCGCGUGGACGCGGGACAGAUCCAGAUGCCGGAGCACGCCCAGACGAUGAAGCUCUGGUCCCUGAACCCCGAGACGGGCUUCUGGGAAGAGGAGAGUGACUUCCGCCAGGCCCCGCGGGCCCGGGGCAAGCGGGAGGAGCGGACCUUCUUGGUCGGUAACCUGGAGAUCCGGGAGCGGCGUCUCUUCAACCUGGACGUGCCAGAGCCCCGCCGCUGCUUCGUGAAGGUCCGGGCCUACAUCAAUGACAAGUUCGUCCCCAAUGAGCAGCUGGAAGGGGUGGUGGUCAGCCUGAUCAACCUGGAGCCCAUGGCCGGCUUCUCUGCCAACCCCCGGGCCUGGGGCCGCUUUGACAGCGCCAUCACAGGCCCUAAUGGGGCCUGCCUCCCUGCCUUCUGCGACAGCCAGCAGGCGGAUGCCUACACGGCCUACGUCACGGCGGCCCUGGGUGGUGAGGAACUGGAGCCGGCGGCCUCGAGCCCGCGCCCGAACCCCAGCACUGUGGGCGUUUCCCAGCCCUACCUAGGCAAGCUGCAGUACCGGCGGACAGACCAUGACGACCCGAACUUGAAAAGAAAUGGGUUCCGCAUCAACCUGCCAAAGCCCAACCCCAACAACCUGGACGAGAUCAAUGGUCCCCUCUACCCCUACAGUGGGCUGCGCGAGUGCGAGGAGGCUCCUGUCUCUGCCAACCACUUCCGUUUCUCCCGGGUGGAGGCGGACAAGUUCGAGUACAACGUGGUGCCCUUCCGGGAGGGAGACCUGACGUCUUGGAGCCGGGAUUACCUCUCCUGGUGGCCCAACCCGCAGGAGUUCCGGGCCUGCUUCAUCAAGGUCAAGAUCCAGGGUCCCCAGGAGUACAUGGUCCGGUCCCGGAAUGUAGGGGGCAGCCACCCCCAGACGCGGGGCCAACUGUACGGGCUGCGGGACACCCGCAGCGUGCGGGACCCAGAGCGGUCCAACACUUCGGCCGCCUGUGUGGAGUUCAAGUGCAGCGGCAUGCUCUUUGACCAGAGCCUGGUGGACCGCACGCUGGUGUCCCUCAUCCCCCAGGGCAGCUGCCGCCGGACAGCCGUCAAUGGCCUCCUAAGGGAGUACCUGAGCCGCCACCCUCCCGGGCCUGCAGACACCGACGACCUCUCGGCCUUCGAUAUGCUGGCCCCCGUCGACCCGCUGGGCCACAACUAUGGCAUCUACACGGUCACCGACCAGAACCCCCGGCUGGCCAAGGAGAUCGCCAUCGGCCGCUGCUUCGACGGUACCUCUGACGGUUUCUCGCGGGAGAUGAAGGCUGACGUGGGCACGGCCGUCACCUUCCACUGCCAGGAGCGGCCCUCCGGGCGCCAGAGCCUCUUCCGCCGUCUGCUCACCUCACCCGCUGAUACCCUGGCGGAGAUCCGCCGCGAGAUGAGCGGCAGAGAGAUGGGAGGCAAUGAGCAGCGACGGGGCCCGGCCAGGGCAGUGGCCUUCCCUGUGGCUCUCAGGAACCCGCUCCCCUCUCAAACCCGCCGAACCCCCGGUGGCCGGCGGAGGGUAGAAGCUCUCCGGGCCCGGCAGUGA
Tachyglossus aculeatus (Australian echidna) is the source of this 3609-nucleotide messenger RNA. It is a transcript of the gene CILP2, whose product is annotated as cartilage intermediate layer protein 2. The record is from RefSeq and is a predicted model, not a curated record. Lineage: Eukaryota; Metazoa; Chordata; Mammalia; Monotremata; Tachyglossidae.